Messenger RNA from Odocoileus virginianus texanus, 2268 nucleotides. RefSeq names its product immunoglobulin superfamily member 8 (gene IGSF8). The record is from RefSeq and is a predicted model, not a curated record. Lineage: Eukaryota; Metazoa; Chordata; Mammalia; Artiodactyla; Cervidae. Gene Ontology annotation, cellular component: membrane.
GAGGGCGGGGACUUGGCUGCUCCCGCUUAGCUCAGCUCCGCUCCGCGCACCCACGCCUCGCAACUCCGCUUCGUGACCCCCACCCGGGCAUGCGCCCCCCGAACCCCUGGUCACCCAGAGCCCGCGCCGCCCCCCAGAGCCUUCCCAGAGCCGGCUGUGCAGGAUGGGCGCCCUCGGUCCCAAGUUGCCGCCGCCGCUGCCGCUGCUGCUAAUGCUGGGAAUUGGGUGCUGUGCCCGGGAAGUGCUGGUUCCUCAGGGGCCUCUGUACCGCGUGGCUGGCACCGCCGUCUCCAUCUCCUGCAAUGUCAGUGGCUAUGAGGGUUCUGCCCAGCAGGACUUCGAGUGGUUCCUGUACAGGCCUGAGGCCCCAGAGGCCGCCCUGGGCAUCAUCAGCACCAGGGACACCCGGUUCUCCUAUGCCGUCUUUGGGCCCCGAGUGGCAGCUGGUGACGUUCAGGUGCAGCGUCUGCAGGGCGAUGCCGUGGUGCUCAAGAUCUCCCGCCUGCAGGCCCAGGAUGCUGGCAUUUACGAAUGCUACACACCCUCCACUGAUGCCCGCUACCUGGGCAGCUACAGCGGCAAAGUGGAACUGAGAGUUCUUCCAGACUUGCUGCAGGUGUCUGCGAGCCCCCCGGGGCCCCGAGGCCGCCAGGCCCCGACUUCACCCCCUCGCCUCACAGUGCACGAGGGGCAGGAGCUGGCACUGGGCUGCCUGGCGAGGACCAGCACGCAGAAGCACACGCACCUGGCCGUGUCCUUUGGGCGAGCCGUGCCCGAGGCGCCUGUGGGGCGAGCGACUCUGCAGGAAGUGGUGGGGCUGCGGCCCGACCUGGCGGUGGACGCCGGAGCGCCCUAUGCUGCGCGGCUGGCGGCCGGGGAGCUGCGGCUGGACAAGGAGGGGUCCGAGCGGUACCGCAUGGUGCUGGGCGGUGCCCAGGCUGACGAUGCAGGCACCUACCACUGCACUGCCGCCGAGUGGAUUCAGGAUCCGGAUGGCAGCUGGGCCCAGAUCGCAGAGAAGAGGGCUGUGCUGGCGCACGUGGACGUUCAGACGCUGGCCAGCCAGCUGGCCGUGACGGUAGGGCCUGGUGAGCGUCGGAUCGGCCCCGGGGAGCCCUUGGAGCUGCUGUGCAACGUGUCGGGGGCCCUGCCCCCACCAGGCCGUCACGCUGCGUACUCCGUGGGCUGGGAGAUGGCACCCGCAGGGGCACCUGGGCCCGGCCGCCUGGUGGCCCAGCUGGACACGGAGGGAGUGGGCAGCCUGGGCCCCGGCUAUGAGGGCCGGCACAUUGCCAUGGAGAAGGUGGCUUCCCGAACCUACCGGCUACGGCUGGAGGCUGCCCGGCCUGGGGACGCGGGCACCUACCGCUGCCUAGCCAAGGCCUACGUCCGAGGGUCUGGGGCCCGGCUUCGCGAAGCCGCCAGCGCCCGCUCCCGGCCCCUUCCCGUGCACGUCCGGGAAGAAGGUGUGGUGCUGGAGGCCGUGGCCUGGCUAGCGGGAGGCGCCGUGUACCGCGGGGAGACGGCCUCCCUGCUCUGCAACAUCUCUGUGCGGGGCGGCCCCCCUGGGCUGCGGCUUGCUGCCAGCUGGUGGGUGGAGCGGCCGGAGGAGGGCGAGCUGAGCUCUGCCCCUGCCCAGCUGGUGGGCGGGGUGGGCCAGGACGGCGUGGCGGAGCUGGGGGUCCGGCCUGGCGGAGGCCCUGUCAGCGUGGAGCUGGUGGGUCCCCGAAGCCAUCGGCUGAGGCUGCAUGGCUUGGGGCCUGAGGACGAGGGCGUGUACCACUGCGCCCCCAGCGCCUGGGUGCAGCACGCCGACUACAGCUGGUACCAGGCGGGCAGUGCCCGCUCGGGGCCUGUCACCGUCUACCCAUACACACAUGCCCUGGACACUCUGUUUGUGCCCCUGCUGGUGGGCGCAGGGGUUGCCCUAGUCAUCGGAGCCACCAUCCUCGGCUCCAUCACCUGCUGUUUCAUGAAGAGGCUGCGGAAACGGUGAUUCCUCGCACCCCAGGUGUGACUGUCUUCCAGCCCAGCCGCAAGCCUGCCUCUGGUGUCUGAAUACCCUCUCCCUCUGCCUGCUCUCCCUUUAAUUUAUUUGACCAACUCCCACCCAGAGUGGGGGACGUGGCCACCGACCCCCCACUCCUUCCUUCCCAAGCUCCUCCCUCUGGCCUUCUAUUCAUGAUCUCAUACCCAGCCCAAAGGGAGGCAGUCCCCUGUCUUAGAAUUAGUUUUUCUAAAAUGUGAAUAAACUUGUUUUAUAAAAUC